Messenger RNA from Acanthopagrus latus (yellowfin seabream), 5921 nucleotides. RefSeq names its product solute carrier family 39 member 10 (gene slc39a10). The record is from RefSeq and is a predicted model, not a curated record. Gene Ontology annotation, biological process: intracellular zinc ion homeostasis; zinc ion import across plasma membrane; positive regulation of B cell receptor signaling pathway. Gene Ontology annotation, cellular component: membrane. Lineage: Eukaryota; Metazoa; Chordata; Actinopteri; Spariformes; Sparidae. Gene Ontology annotation, molecular function: zinc ion transmembrane transporter activity. The transcript has 11 exons. The coding region runs from base 320 to 3064 and encodes 914 amino acids.
AUGUGGCGGAGAGAAUCGUCAGCGCUUUCCUCUUCUAACCCGUUGCGCAGAUUGCGUAGACUCUGGGCCCGCCCCUUCUGGAAGUCUACAUAAAGUGCGCGCCAGCCGUUGGUGAAUGCCAGGCCCUUCGCCCGUUGACGUAAAGCAGACGGCGCAUUUCUUUUUUUUUUUUUAGUACCGAGCGGAGAGGAAAUGCACACGGCACUCGAGUGAGAGUGCACAUUUCAGAAGAGUUUGAACAUCCCCCACACACACUAGCAUCAGGACUGGGGGCCAAGACGGAGGAAAACGUAUUACGGGGACCAGAAGUGAGGGGACAAUGCGAGUCCAGGUGCACACCAAGUUCUGUUUCCUGUGUGUGCUCACCUUCCUCUUCCAUCAGUGCAACCACUGCCAUGGAGAAGGGCACAGCCAUCAGCACGGUGGACACCACCAUAACGACCACAACCACACCCACAGCGACCUGCAGAUUUCUGAGGCUCCAUACGUGAAAGGAGCCACUUUGUCUCCGGACUCCAGCGGUUCUCAAGGGCACUCUCUAGAAGAGGAGCAGCGCUAUUACAUCCACGAGCUGUUCAAGCGAUAUGGCCAGAAGGGCCGGCUGGAUUUCCAGGGAUUUCAGAGUCUGCUGUACAGCUUGGGUCUGGGCGAAGUGAAGGUGGUAGAUGUGGAUCACGAGGAUCUGGGUCAUGAUCACGUAGCUCACCUAGACCUGCUUGAUGUGAAGGAUGGCCUUCACUCACAUUCACCCACCAACAAAAGCCAUAGCCAUGGUCACGGGCAUGGGCAUGAUCAUGACCAUCCACACCACAGGCAUCCACAUAAAGAAGCAGCUCCCACACCGUGCAACCAGACUUCUGCUGCCGGUCCAGCUACUGGUGCAUCUACAGGACAUGACCAUGACCAUGACCAUGACCAUGACCUCAAGCAUGGUCAUGACGCAGAAGAUCAUGAUCAAGCCAAAGUAGACGAUAGUUACCAUGAACAUUCUGAUGGAAAUGUGCAGGACACACAUGAUCAUGAUCACGCACAUGACAAAGAGCACAAACAUGAGCAGGUACAGGUUCACUCUGACAGUAAGGACCCAUCUGCUCAACCUCACGAUGAUCACGGCCACGCUGAUCACGACCACGCUGAUCACGGACACAGUGAUCACGAUCGCGCUGAUCACGGACACAGUGAUCACGACCACGCUGAUCACGACCACGCUGAUCACGACCACGCUGAUCGCGACCACAGUGAUCACGACCACGCUGAUCACGACCACGCCGAUCACCAACACAAUCAUGUCCAUGGACUGCAGACAGUCACAGGCAUUCCUCCCAUCAACCCAGACCAGCAGCCCUCUCCCCAGUUGGAGCCAUCCCGAGUCCCUCAGGAGCCCCCGUCCGCUCCUGCCACCACAGAGAGUCUGCUCAAGAAGCAGAGAAAGCCCGGCAGGAUCCGAGGACAAAGAGGGCGAAACAGAGCAACUUCUCUCACACCUCCGUCUGAUGACCAUGAACAUCAGUCUGAACACAGUCACGAUCACGAUCAUGAUCACGAUCACGAUCAUGAUCAUGAUCACGGUCAUGAUCAUGAUCACGGUCAUGAUCACAGCCAUUCUCAUAAACAUAAAAGAGAAGCACCAGAAGGGCCUGCCACUCCCACUUUGCGAACCCAAGUCGCGCCUGGACAUCCAAGAGGAUUGGCUCAUCAGCACGAGGAGUGUUUGAACCUGACUCAGCUCCUCGGCUACUACGGCCUGAAUCCCGAUGCUCCCAUCUCCCCCAGCCAGUUCGUCUACCUGUGUCCUGCUCUGCUCUACCAGAUAGAUAGUCGUGUCUGCAUACGCCAUUACCACCAGAUGGAUGUGGAGCAGGAAGCUUUGCCGUCUGUCAGUUCCGUGUGGGUUUGGCUGUGGGGUUUCGUGUCCAUCACCAUCAUCAGCCUGCUGUCUCUGCUGGGUGUGGUGCUCGUACCCAUCCUCAACCAAUCCUGCUUCAAGUUCCUGCUCACCUUCCUGGUGGCGCUGGCAGUGGGCACGCUCAGCGGCGACGCCCUCCUCCAUCUACUGCCUCACUCUCAAGGACACCACGACCACGGCGAACCUGCGGCAAGCAAUGACGUCGAUCUGGUAGAAAAGUUUGAUGGAGUGUGGAAGGGGCUCACGGCGCUGGCCGGCAUCUACCUCCUCUUCAUCAUUGAACACUGUAUCGGCAUGUUUAAGCACUACAAAGACCACGGGGGCAUGAAGAAGUCGAGCGAGGAGGGCAAGAUUGGCAGGAAGCUGUCGGAUCACAAGUUAAACCGUCGCUCAGAUGCAGAGUGGCUGCACCUGAAGCCUCUCAGCGAAGACCACGACAGCACCGCCGUCUCCUGCGACAACGGGCACAACGACACGCAGCUGACGGAGCUCCAGACGCCCGACUCGCCCACCAACAAGACGCCACUGGCACCCACAAAACCCCGACCAGACCAGCCGUCACCCACGAAAGAGAACGGACGCAAAGUCAAGAAGCACGGACACUCGCACGGCCACUCUCACGGUGGGAACUGCCACUCGGACCAGGAGAUGAAGGACGCUGGUAUAGCCAGCAUCGCCUGGAUGGUCAUCAUGGGCGACGGCAUGCACAACUUCAGCGACGGCCUGGCUAUAGGUGCAGCGUUCAGUGCGAACCUGACAGGAGGCAUCAGCACAUCUGUGGCUGUUUUCUGCCACGAAUUACCUCAUGAACUUGGUGACUUUGCGGUGCUGCUGAAAGCCGGGAUGUCUGUGAAGCAGGCCAUUGUCUACAAUCUGCUGUCCGCCCUCAUGGCCUACGUCGGCAUGCUGAUUGGCACAGCUGUGGGCCAGUACACGCACAAUGUCACGAGCUGGAUCUUCGCCAUCACAGCUGGCAUGUUCCUUUAUGUAGCUCUGGUGGAUAUGCUGCCAGAAAUGCUCCACGGGGACAGCGAGGACCACAAACGCUGCCAGCUGGGACACUUCGUCCUGCAGAACCUGGGCAUGCUGACCGGGUUCGGCAUCAUGCUGCUCAUCGCCAUCUUCGAAGACCAAAUCGUUUUCGAUUUUGGCUUCUAGUGGAGGACGCGAGAGGGGAGAAGGGGAGAGCUGGAUGUGUUAAUAUUGUUCUUCUUGGCCUUAACAUGCUUUGUUUGCGAUGUAACGGCCCAGUCUUGCAUGCGAUGUGAGUCUUGUUCACGGCCCAUGCCUCCAUUCCAAACAAGCCGCGGUAGCUUAUGCAUAUCUCAUGACUCUGCCAGUGAUGUUCACACUCUGCUCCUCUGUCAGCUCUCCUCUGUCAGCUCCGAUCUGUCUGCUCCCUGCGACACAAGGAGAAGAAGAGCGAGGCUGCGCUCCUACCAGAGAGCACCUCCUCCUCUCUGAACCAAUAAACACUAAACGUCUUUAAAGACAAAAAAAAAGAGAGAGAGAGAGAGCUGUAGAUGGGAAGGUGGUGCGGGAGGUGUGUUCCUGCAGAGAUGCAGCUGUCACAGCCCAGCAGCUCGCCGCCUAUGCAUCAUCACCUGUUGUUAGAGUGUCGUCGUCGUCGUACCCCACCGCUCCAUCUCCGAUCCGCUCUGUGCUGUGUCCCAUCAUCCAUGCCUCGUACAUCUGUGGCGUGUGUUCCACCCCGCAUCUACCAUCAACUUUCAGUGUCAUCGCGCUGUGCGUAUCAGACGUCUCGCGUGUGUCUCUCUGUGCCAAGCCCUGGCCACUGGAGCGCCGUCGCAGCCGCACCGCGUAACCGUCACACCGCCAGAACUCAGUUUAGCUAGCUGCUACAUCGGGAAUCGACACUGCCGGCUCCUCCUCGCUUCACCUGCAGACCACGUCGAAAACAGAAACGUGUUCCUCGAACUCAGUGUUUCUUUGUUUUUUGUUUUUUUUUUUACAACUUUAUUUACUCAUCAAAGUUGUGUUUAAUCGUCUAAUUUGAUAUUUUUUUAAUUUUUUAAUGUUAUUUUCAUAGUGAUAUCUAACACAGCUGCCAAAAGAAAAAAAUAGUAUUUAAGACUCCUCCGUGUUUUUGUUUAGAGACUAGAUGUUUCAAAAAUGUCUCACAAACCUUUUUUUUUAUUAUUAUUAUUUUAAGAGUUUGACAAUCUGUAGCCAGAGGAGACACAUCCUUGUUAGAAUCUUCAAAAUGUGAAUCCAGAAAAAAAACUUGUCAAACUUAUCAAAAAAGUGUUGUAGUUUACUAGAUUUAUUUAGGGUGCCUCUUUGAGUUCCUUAAAGGUGCUUUUGUCCAACCGCGCCGCCACCUGUGGACGUUUUUAAACACACUAGGAGGUUGAGUUGUCUCAUUAUUUUUAUUGUACUGUAAAUACAGGAGGUCUUUAUAGCGUCAGUAGUGUCAGUGAGCAGCUAAAAGCUAAUUGUUCCUGUUAAAUAAUAGUUUUCAAAGUACUUCUGUAAAGGAACUUACUAACUUCCUGACAAUCUGAGACAGACUAGGCAAAAGACAACAGAACGAUAAACUGUGCUUUCAAACGACGGCAUUCCCUGCACUUAUAAUGGAGUUAUUAAACCGUAAGACUAUAAUGAUUAUUAUCUGUUAUGAUAUGUUGAAAUCACACUGCUGAUUGUGCCAAAAACUGGCCUGAGUGUGGAUUUUUCAGUGGCUGGUGCUUGAUACUGCCCCAUGCAUCGUCACUCCCAUCCUGUCCCCUCCGCCCCCCCUCCCACCCUGACAUUCCACUGGCUGUUCUGCAGCUCACAUGCUAAGCUAGCUCGCCUAGCUUCAGCUGCUGGAGCACACAGAGAUCAUGUGUGGCUUCAUUUAUCCUGUCACUGUGUGACAUCCAUCGUCUUUGUCUUAACUGGGUGAAUCAUGCAUGAAGCAUGAGUGGAAAACGGUACAGACGUUGUGUCGAGUGUAAAUUUGUUUUUCAUUCUUUGUUCUGCAAAGUUAAAAUACUGACAGCCUUUGUUACUUUUUUUUUGAAUGAACUAUGUGAAGAUCAUGAGAAAGUCUUUGGGGUGUAGUGCACCGGGUGUUUCUAACCAAGCAGCUGCGAGAGCUCGUAAAUCUUCUUUCCUUUUCCUUUUUUUUUCCUGGCAUUUUAUUAUUUAAUCUCUUGUUCAUAUUUAAUGCCGGUGCACACACUGUUUAACGAGACCUGAAUGUAUUUUUCUUUGAACAACAAGUUCAUCAUUUUCUGUCUUACUUGACAUGAAUUCAGUUGUUUCCUACAAUAUUCAGAGGAUUGUGUUUGUUUUUUUUGGUUGUUUCUUUUAAAAGAUUCUGGCUCCUUUUUUUUUAAAAAAAAAACAGUAUUUCUCUUUUAAGUUGUAUUCUUUGUAGAGUUUAAAUCAGAACUGAGCUGUAAGACUUGGUGACACUUGAUGACACUAUGCCCCAAAGAACACGUUUCUUCACUGUUUAUGAGGCAAAGACUGUCUGUUAAAUGAAGGUCCAUGAUUAUUUUUGCUUUGUUGUAUGUAUAUUUGUUUAGUAAUCUGGAUAUAAAAUGCAAAAUGUGACAUCCUCACUGUUUGCCUGUCUGUGCAUCUCCCCCCCCCCCAUUACAAAAGGAAAAUAAACUCUGAAAAGUUCCUGGACUCCUGAUCUCUGAUGGUUCUGGCAUAAUGUUACCGAGACAAGCUGGUGUACAGCUGCGAAACCACAGCAGCAGAACACAUCCAUCAGUAAUGUUCUUCUGCCUCUGGCUGCUCUGCUCGUCUCCUGCCUCAGUUUCUGCUCCCACAUCAGCAGGUUUAGCUAAGUUGAUUCUUAAAUAAAUGUGAAGGCUCAGUGAGCGAUGCAUACAUUUAGAAACCAAAUAGAUGCGUAAGGUUCUGCCGAGUUUCUGCGGCACCGCGGCUGCUGGAGGAGCUGUCAGAGCUCAGUAGCUGUGCAUAAUGGAAGUCUCAGCGUGGUCUCAGUGUAACUCUGCAAUCAAGCCUGAAAUAAAGUACAACAUGGUGAAUUCAA